AUGUUCAAGCCAUUACGAGGACAAUCGGUCUUUUCGGACACUACCGACACUAUUUGCAUUGGUAGCGGUCGCUUCCUGAGAUCCGUGCUGAUACCAACGCUUCAAGCUGCCGGUAGUGGUGUUAUCAUAGCUCAAACACGAGGAUUGAACUUUGCAUUAGUCUGUGCAAAGGAUGAGGGCAAGUACGAGGUGGACACGAUCCAAAAGGACGGCAGUGUGCAGACUCAAGUCAUUCAGGUGGAAGCUGUCGGUUCCUUGGGAGAUGCUCAAGGACGCAGAGCUUUUAUGGAAUUGCCAUCCAAGUUGUUAAAGCUGAAGAUUAUUGGUUUUGGGGUAACAGAGAGUGGGAUUGUUAAAGGAGGACAAGCUAUUGUGGACCUCACGGAAUUGCUUUAUAAGAGUUUCCAGGCUAAUUCCAAUCAUGUCAUUUCGGUGAUCAAUACGGACAAUUUGCCCAAGAAUGGAGAGAUUAUCAAGAAGUUGGUACUGGAGACGGAAUGGAACGAUCAACCAAGUGAUCUUGCUCCGUUUCGAGCAUACGUAACGUCAAAGGUGCAUUUCCACAAUACAAUGGUAGACCGUCUGACGUCUCAUCGAGCUGGUGACUCAUUGGUGCCAUUGACGGAACCGUGGCCGACAAAGACACUGGUGAUUCAAGAUAUUCAGGGUGUUUUGGAUGCUGAAGUGUUGAGUACUCUGCCGGGUGUGCACAUCCGUACGACUGCUGAUCAGUUGGAGCAAGACCACCUGAUUAAGCUCAGUAUCGCUAAUGCUGUACACACGGCGAUAGUGUACCUGCUUGCCCUGACGCGUGUGAAGACAACAUGUGAAGUUUUGAAGUAUCCUGAGAUCCGGCAGUUUCUGAAUCUGCUGUACGUCAACGACAUCGCCCCGUCGCUUUUGUCGCGUGGUGUCAGCAAAGAGCAAGCUCAGCACGCGUAUGAUGAGUGGAUGGGUCGCGUGGAGCACAAGCAUUUCGGGUUGGACAACUUCUGGGCUGGGCAGAAUGCCAUGCUAAAGUUCGGUGUCAGACUAUUCAGUUCCGUAAAGGCCAAUGUGGCUAUGGACGAGAUGUACCGCCCAAGCGUGUUCAUGGCGUUUGCUACUGCUAUAAUUCUACGAUACCUGACCCCGACGCAAGAGGACUUUAGAAAAGAGAAUGGUAGUGGCCCGGCAAUUUUCGUCGGUGCAAUGGACUCGAUUCAAGAUAGCACGCCCAUGUACUCCACGACUGAGAAAACUUGGGUGUACGCAAACGGGCUGAGCGCUAACGUUUCAACAGGUAAGUACGAGUUCUUAGACGGUGAGAAAGGUGAUACAGCCAGAAUUCUUUGGCGUGCGAGUCAACAGGUGCUUCGUGCAAGCAAGAGCAGUAGUCACGACUUUCCCAAGUCUGCGCGCGCCGAGUCUUCCCCUGAGGUUUCCAGCGGCGUCGGCGUCGCUGUUGCCAGUAUACUCAGCUCAGUCGAGGGCUUCGACCUCACGAACGACGCAUACGCUUCGUUUGCAGCUGACGUCGCAGCUCUGUACCAGCGUCUCGUGUCCGGCAAGCAGACGGCUCUUGAGACCCUCGACGACGUGCUGCGCAACCACCACACCAGCGAGUAUCUCGCUACCAAGGAGAAGGUCGUGACGUUCGUUCGUCAAGCCGUAGCCAGCGUCCAGAUCAUCGAUGUGCAUACGCACCUGUUCCCUCCGAGCCACGGCAAGCUCAUGCUGUGGGGCAUCAACGAGCUGCUCACCUAUCACUAUCUCGUGGCCGAGUUCUUGCAGACGGCGUCCGUGCAAGUAGAAGAGCUCAACUCAUACUCGAAAGAAAAGCAGGCCAGUCUCAUCUGGAAGCACCUGUUUAUCGACCGGUCUCCGGUGUCCGAAGCUUGUCGUGGUGUGUUGACGACACUACACUUGCUAGGCCUUGAUAAUCUCGUGGCGAAGCGUGACCUGCCUGCUAUCCAGGAAUGGUUCAAGCAGCAAGACGCCGAGGAGUACGUGGAUACGGUGUUCCGGCUGUCGGGUCUCAAGUAUGCGGUGAUGACCAACAUCCCGUUCGAGCCGGAGGAGGCUCGCCACUGGCUGGGCGAUCCAGCCACCAACACGCCUCCGCCUGCGUGGUCGCGCAAGUUCUUCCGCUCGGCGCUACGUGUGGACCAGGUUCUUCUUGGCGACUGGGUAUCCAUCGGUCCGACGCUGGACGUGUUCAAGCUACCACACACACUAGAAGGUGUACGCACGCUUCUGGAGAAAUGGAUCGACAUCAUGAAGCCCGAGUACUUCAUGUCGAGCGUGCCCAUUUCCUUCGAGUACCCGGAUGAGAACGCGUUUGGGUCUGGUACGAAUGAACCGCCGACAGGUGCGGAGCUGCUGCUGCAAGUGUUGCUGCCUCUGGCGGAAGAGAAGAAGCUGCCGAUCGCGCUCAAGUUUGACAGUGUGCGUCCUAUUAACGCUCGUUAUGGUGUAGCGGGUGACGGUGUAAAGCCCAGCAACGUGGACACGUUGAUCAAACUGUGCCGCAACUUUCCCAAAGUGAAGUUCUUGGCCACGUUCCUCUCGCGCGUGAACCAGCACGAGGUGACGGUGACGGCCAACAAGUUUGGCAAUUUGCACCUGUACGGCUGCUGGUGGUACUGCAACAACCCAUCGAUCAUCGAAGAGCUCACGCGAAUGCGUAUUGAGAUCCUCGGUACGGCGUUCACGAGCCAGCACUCGGACGCACGUGUACUGGACCAGCUCAUUUACAAAUGGAGCCAUGCACGCGAGGUGAUUGGUGAGGUGCUGGUGGACAUGUACAAGAAGCUGUUUGCAACAGGUUGGAAAGUGUCCAAGAGCGACAUUCAGCGUGACGUACAGAGAUUGUUUGGUCAGAGCUAUGAGGAGUUUAUGGAGAAGGACAUGUGA
This is a messenger RNA of Peronospora farinosa, 2895 nucleotides long. The record is from the annotation of a GenBank genome assembly. Lineage: Eukaryota; Oomycota; Peronosporomycetes; Peronosporales; Peronosporaceae.